Messenger RNA from Camelina sativa (false flax), 810 nucleotides. The record is from RefSeq and is a predicted model, not a curated record. Lineage: Eukaryota; Viridiplantae; Streptophyta; Magnoliopsida; Brassicales; Brassicaceae.
AUGAAUCCAUCGAAUUCUCCUAACGAUUCUCGAGAAAAUCGACGGAUGAGCACAGAUGCAGACAUAAUCGGAGCACUUCUCAUAGCAGCGAAGGAGGCUAAUCGUCAAGGUAUAUCACUAGGGUUGCAACACGACGAGAUGGAGGAACUAGAGAGCAUCACCGGUUCUCAUGAUCCUAAACCUUACUUCAAAGAUUGGUAUGCAAAGUGGGCUGAAGAGAGAGAGAAACGAAGAAAAAAUAAACAAGACUACAUUGCCGCGAAAAAGUUUGCUCUUAGUUUGCAUUCUGAUCAUGAGACUGUUGAGAAAAAGAAGGAUGAAGCUGAUGAUGAUGAUGUUAAGAGAGAUGAGGAGGAAGAGAGAAACGAGUUUCAGAAAGCUAAGGAAGUGAUCAAGAUGAGAAGAGAUGAGAUCUCUACUACAAGUAGUAAUGAUGAUAUGGAGAUUGAUCUGGUUAUACAGAGGAAAGCUCCAAUGCUUACGGAUUUGAGUGUGAGAGCUCUUGCUAAGAACUGUGAAGCAAUCAAGUCUUUGAAACUUGUUCCUGAUCACUUGAGGAAGAAGCUCUCGGGUCAUGUUAGUGGUUUUGGCAAACUAGACGCACGUUUUAUGCAUCUUUUGAUUGAUGACUCUCCCUGUGAGGUUCGUGCGAGUAACUGCGUUGGUUUAACUGAGGAUGACUUGGUUAAGAUCUUGUGUGAUUCUGGUAGAGAUACCUUGAAGGUACGUAAUUCCAAAAUCCGUUUGCUAGUAGGAAUUGGGAGUUUUGUUAGCAAAUCUUGAAAUUUGUAAAUUUUUGUUACUACUCUU